Lagopus leucura (white-tailed ptarmigan) is the source of this 976-nucleotide messenger RNA. Its product is annotated as metabotropic glutamate receptor 4-like. Gene Ontology annotation, cellular component: membrane. Lineage: Eukaryota; Metazoa; Chordata; Aves; Galliformes; Phasianidae. Gene Ontology annotation, biological process: G protein-coupled glutamate receptor signaling pathway; regulation of synaptic transmission, glutamatergic. The record is from RefSeq and is a predicted model, not a curated record. The transcript is spliced from 3 exons. The annotation marks the transcript as partial. Gene Ontology annotation, molecular function: adenylate cyclase inhibiting G protein-coupled glutamate receptor activity.
GUGCGCUGCCCGCGGGGCUCUGCAGGAAGGACCCGAAGCUCUGCUUGGGCUCACAUCCCUGCCUCCUCUCCGCAGCGUAGCAAUGCCAGCCCCAACACCCCAUAGCAGCCCCACCACUCACUGCACGCGGGGGGCUGGCGUCACCCAUGGGCACCACUGAAGGAGCCCCCGGAGCCAUGCUGCCUGCCUGACCGCUGCCGGGUUUCGGGCCGCGCACUCUGCCCCAGCACGGCUUCGGCGAUGAGCGGGGCUUCUUUUUGCAUGGAGCGUCUCUCUUUCUGCCUCCUCCUGAGUGCCUGGAGCUGGGGUUGGGCGCCCGGGGGUGCCGCCAAGCCCAAGGGCCAGGGCUACCCGCACAUGAACUCCAUCCGCAUUGACGGGGACAUCACUCUCGGGGGGCUCUUCCCCGUGCACGGCCGGGGCGCUGAGGGCAAAGCCUGCGGAGAGCUGAAGAAGGAGAAGGGCAUCCACCGCCUGGAGGCCAUGCUCUUCGCCCUGGACCGCAUCAACAACGACCCCGACCUGCUGCCCAACAUCACCCUGGGUGCCCGCAUCCUGGACACGUGCUCGCGGGACACGCACGCCCUGGAGCAGUCGCUGACCUUCGUGCAGGCCCUGAUUGAGAAGGACAGCACCGAGGUGCGCUGCGUCAAUGGUGGGCCCCCCAUCAUCACCAAACCUGAGCGGGUGGUCGGCGUCAUCGGCGCCUCAGGCAGCUCUGUCUCCAUCAUGGUGGCCAACAUCCUGCGGCUCUUCAAGAUCCCCCAGAUCAGCUACGCCUCCACUGCGCCAGACCUGAGCGACAACAGCCGCUACGACUUCUUCUCCCGCGUCGUCCCAUCCGACACCUACCAGGCGCAAGCCAUGGUGGACAUUGUCAAAGCCCUCAAGUGGAACUACGUCUCCACCCUGGCCUCCGAGGGCAGCUAUGGGGAAAGCGGUGUGGAAGCCUUCAUCCAGAAAUCCAGGGAGGAUG